This is a messenger RNA of Cucurbita moschata (crookneck pumpkin), 1161 nucleotides long. RefSeq names its product F-box protein At3g07870-like. The record is from RefSeq and is a predicted model, not a curated record. Lineage: Eukaryota; Viridiplantae; Streptophyta; Magnoliopsida; Cucurbitales; Cucurbitaceae. Gene Ontology annotation, molecular function: protein binding. The transcript has a single exon. The coding region runs from base 1 to 1161 and encodes 386 amino acids.
AUGGCUCAUGAUCAAGGCAACAAAAUUUCCGAACUCGUACCUGAUGUCAUCGAGCUAAUAGUCAACAAACUCCCUUCCUAUUGUUUGCCGAGCUGUAGGCUGGUCUGCAAAACCUGGAACGAUGUGAUCUUAAGUUCUAAGCAUCACCCUUCAAUCUCGCAUGCUUCCGACUUCUUCCUUGCACAUGUUUAUUCAGACAGUCGUGAUCGUCCUAAUUCUCAUUGCUUUCGUAAUCUCCAUUGCUUGGAAUUGGAUCCCGACCACAUGGAAGGGGUGAGGAGUGUUGCUUCAUUCAACUUGAAGCGUAAGUAUUUUAAACGUUCUUUUAUCUCAACUAUCAAUUCGUGCAAUGGACUCUUGGCUUUCGUGGUCACUAAAAAGACAAAUAGCUGGCUUAGCCCGAAUAGUGUCGUGAUAUUAAAUCCCAUUACGAAUGAGUACUUCGAACUCCCCAAAGACAAAUUCAAAGGGAAUUGGUUUACUUGCUACUAUGGAUUUGGGUUUUGUCCCAAAACAAAACAAUACAAAGUGGUAAGAAGCUCUACUGUUCGUGAUAGAAACUCCAUCAUCCAUAACUACAAAACAGAGAUUUUUGCCUUUGGGACCCGGCCCGAAUGGACGCGUAUUGAGUCACCAACUUGUUCUUUUAAUGGAUGCCAUGGUGUUUACUUAAACGGAGGGCUGCAUUGGAUUGGCCAAAAUAAUCUUGGUCCGGAUGUCAUUUAUCGUCUAAAUAUGGAAGAUGAGAAAUACGAGCAGAUUCCUUUUCCUGAUGAUGACGGUUAUUUUCCUUGUAUUGGAAUAUUUAAUGGUGCCAUUCAUUUAACUCUUUCUAUGGAGGGGUACAAGUAUAGGGUGUGGAAGAUGAAAGAAGAUGGUUUGUGGAUUAAAGCAUUUAGUGUCAUCAUACCAGAUGUCAAUAAAAAUAUACUUUCCUUCUCAAAAUCGACGGUGGAACCGAUUAAAAUAUGUAAAGAUGGAAAGAUCUUGUGUCUUUGGGCUGGAGCUGAAUUAAUGUUGUAUAAUCCCACCACCAAGAAGAUGGAGAAGUUAAUAGAUGAUACAACUGCGAGAGAUUUUUCGGUUCACAACAUUGACUGCUUUAAUUUUAACGUUCUUCCCAAUAUUUUAACAGGAAAAUUAGGUAAAUUUUUAGAGUAA